This is a messenger RNA of Globicephala melas (long-finned pilot whale), 6674 nucleotides long. It is a transcript of the gene GK, whose product is annotated as glycerol kinase. Gene Ontology annotation, molecular function: glycerol kinase activity. The record is from RefSeq and is a predicted model, not a curated record. NCBI's taxonomy places the organism in Eukaryota, Metazoa, Chordata, Mammalia, Artiodactyla, Delphinidae. Gene Ontology annotation, cellular component: mitochondrion. Gene Ontology annotation, biological process: glycerol metabolic process; triglyceride metabolic process; glycerol-3-phosphate biosynthetic process.
GGUCGCCCGAGCGCGGUCCGAGCCAUCUACUGCUGCCGGUCCCUCGGCCCCUCCGACUCGCCGCCCGCCCCUUCGCCGCCCGCCGCCGUCACUCAGGGAAACGGGCUGCGACCGCCCGCCGACCCCAAGCUGGUUUCAUGGCAGCCGCGAAGAAAGCAGUUUUGGGGCCGUUGGUGGGAGCAGUGGACCAGGGCACCAGCUCGACGCGCUUUUUGGUUUUCAAUUCAAAAACAGCCGAACUACUUAGUCAUCAUCAAGUGGAAAUAAAACAAGAGUUUCCAAGAGAAGGAUGGGUGGAGCAGGACCCUAAGGAAAUUCUGCAUUCUGUCUAUGAGUGUAUAGAGAAAACGUGUGAGAAACUUGGACAGCUCAAUAUUGAUAUUUCCAACAUAAAAGCUAUUGGUGUCAGUAACCAGAGGGAAACCACUGUAGUCUGGGACAAGUUAACUGGAGAGCCUCUCUACAAUGCUGUGGCUGCUCCAGUUUCUCCUGGCCCUUCAGAUCCAGUUGCCGUUGUUCCCUCUGGCUCUUCAGUUCCAGCUGCUGGCGCUGCCUCAGUGUGGCUUGACCUAAGAACCCAGUCUACCGUUGAGAGUCUUAGUAAACGAAUUCCAGGAAAUAAUAACUUUGUCAAGUCCAAGACAGGCCUUCCACUUAGCACUUAUUUCAGUGCAGUGAAACUUCGUUGGCUCCUUGACAAUGUGAGAAAAGUUCAAAAGGCAGUUGAAGAAGAUAGAGCUCUUUUUGGGACCGUUGAUUCAUGGCUUAUUUGGAGCUUGACAGGAGGAGCCAGUGGAGGUGUCCAUUGUACAGAUGUAACAAAUGCAAGCAGGACGAUGCUUUUCAACAUCCAUUCUUUGGAAUGGGAUAAAGAGCUCUGCGAAUUUUUUGAAAUUCCAAUGAAAAUUCUUCCAAAUGUCCGGAGUUCUUCUGAGAUCUAUGGCCUAAUGAAAAUCUCUCAUAGUCUGAAAGCUGGGGCCUUGGAAGGUGUACCAAUAUCUGGGUGUUUGGGGGACCAAUCUGCUGCAUUGGUGGGACAAAUGUGCUUCCAGGAUGGACAAGCCAAAAACACGUAUGGAACAGGCUGUUUCUUACUAUGUAAUACAGGCCGUAAGUGUGUAUUUUCUGAACAUGGCCUUCUGACCACAGUGGCUUACAAACUGGGCAGAGACAAACCAGUGUAUUAUGCGUUAGAAGGUUCCGUAGCUAUAGCCGGUGCUGUUAUUCGCUGGCUAAGGGACAAUCUUGGAAUUAUAAAGACCUCUGAGGAAAUUGAAAAACUUGCUAAAGAAGUAGGUACUUCUUAUGGCUGCUAUUUCGUCCCAGCAUUUUCAGGACUAUAUGCACCUUAUUGGGAGCCCAGUGCAAGAGGGAUCAUCUGUGGGCUCACUCAGUUCACCAAUAAAUGCCAUAUUGCUUUUGCUGCAUUAGAAGCUGUUUGUUUCCAAACUCGAGAGAUUUUGGAUGCCAUGAACCGCGACUGUGGAAUUCCUCUCAGCCAUUUGCAGGUAGACGGAGGAAUGACCAACAACAAAAUUCUGAUGCAGCUACAAGCAGAUAUUCUGUAUAUCCCAGUAGUGAAGCCCUCGAUGCCCGAAACCACUGCUCUGGGAGCUGCCAUGGCAGCAGGGGCUGCAGAAGGGGUUGGCGUUUGGAGUCUGGAACCUGAGGACUUGUCAGCUGUCACAAUGGAGCGGUUUGAACCUCAGAUCAACGCUGAGGAAAGUGAAAUUCGUUAUUCUACGUGGAAGAAAGCUGUGAUGAAGUCAAUGGGUUGGGUUACAACUCAGUCUUCAGAAAGUGGUGACCCUAGUAUCUUCUGUAGUCUACCCUUGGGCUUUUUUAUAGUGAGUAGCAUGGUAAUGUUAAUCGGAGCAAGGUACCUCUCAGGUAUGCCAUAAAUACUACCAACUCAUGGAUUCCAAAGAUGCGAGCUCUUUACCUACCGAGAGAAUCCAGUGAUUCUGUCUCUUAAUGUGAUGACACUACUCAUAGACUCUGAUUUUAUUUAUAAGCCACUAGCUGCAUGACCCUCCAAGUAGACCUGUGGCUUGAAAUAAAGUAAAUGCAGCAGAAAGAAUGCUAUAGAAACAUUUGGUGUGUUUUUUAACAUCGGUAGUUAAGAUUGGACCAGCUACCUUUGGGGCUGACCCGCUCCUUUGCCAUCAUUUCCUGCCUCAUUCCCUCUAAGAUCUAGGAAUAAUUCAGAUCCUGUCCAUUGGAAUCUUUUAUCACAUAUAUUCAAACUCUGAUGGGCCAGGAUUUGAUUCCUGAACUACACAUGCUUGAUUAAGGGGCUGUUACUAAUGGGCUAAAAAUUUGUGACCUUUUGUUUGCUUCUUUUUAACAGACCCCCCUACCCAAAGUCCUCUUUUCUGCAUAUUAGGGAGACCACAGCAUCUUCACUGAAUGUUUAAAUGGAAGCCUCUACUAAAUUCUUAAAAUGGAAAUUUAGUACCCUCAUUGCUUAGGUAUUUCGCUGAAAAGUAUUUGCCAAAACUGAAAAUUCUUCAUAUAUUGUAUUUAACGUGGUCUCACUAAUUACACUGAAUUGCUAUCUGGAUCUUAUAGGGAAGGACACUUUCCUUUUUUUUUCUUUCAUCUCUCCUUUUUAUAUAUUUUUUUACUUUGUAUGUCUAACAUACAUGCCUAUAUAUUUUAUAUACCGAGGGUAGCCCAUUUAUAAAAAGAGUACGUGUUCUCACUAAUUACACUGAAUUUCUGUCUGGAUCUUAUAGGGAAGAACACUUUCUUUUUUUUCUUUUUGUCUCUCCUUUUUAUAUUUCUUACUUUGUAUGUGUAACAUACAUGCCUUUAUAUUUUAUAUACUGAGGGUAGCCCAUUUAUAAAUUAAGAGCACACUGUAUUCUGUAGGUUAUAACGGGGCUGGUCUUAAGUGGACCUCUAUGUGUAUAAAUAUUUUGGAGAAAACAGCUGUAUACAUUUUUGGGCAAUGGUUAUGCAUAUUAUUUACCAGGAGAAACUUUUUCUUAAAGAGCCAACAUUUAAAAUUUAAGUAUAUGUUCUAUGUCAAUAAAAGAAAAUAUACUUUAUUGUGACUAUAAUUUCUUAUACCAUACUUUUAUAUGCUAAAAAAGAAAAGAGAAAAAACUGUGGAAUACUACAGCAAACAUUGUUUUCAAAUACAAGCACUAGUUCAUAUAAAGUUAUUUUUCCUUUGACGUAAUUUUACACAUAUUUAGUAUAUUUUGAGGGGAUGUCAAAAAAUGUUAAAAUACUUAAGUAGAAAAAAAAGCCAAGAAUCUCUUUCUCUCCAAGUAUGUUAUCAAUUGCUGAUAAGCGAUUAAAAUUUCUAUUUGAGAUAACAGAUAGCUAUCUCUGCUUAUUGUCAUAUUACAACUGAAAAAAAAAGGUUUUAUUGAUAGAAAUGGCUUCUAGCAAAACCAAGAAUUUCUUUCUGCCCCCCACCGACAACCAAGAAUUUCUCAAAAAAUUUAAUGUUAUGUGUUGUAAAAACGUAACCUAAUCUAGCUUCUUAAUGUCAAUUUAAAAAUAUCUUAAAAUUAAUUUGUGUUUACUACAAACAAGAAGAUACUGCCUUCUAAUUAUUUUCUUCAAUCAGUGAUGAAAAUGGGAAAAUAUUUAUAUAUUAAUAUAAAAGGUUUUGUUUUGUUUGGAAUUAAUGUAGCUUUCAUUUGCAGUUCUGAUUAUGCUGUUUCUAAAUUAUUGAAUCUGCUGGGUUUUAUUGACGCAGCUGCCACUUUAGUGACGUAAAUAUUAUAGAAAGGUACUAUGAAAUUAUUACUUUGUGGCAAGGAUACUUUUAAACAUAAUUAUGUUUCUACAAAGGUAGGUUGAGUUAAUGUAAAUAGUUGUGAAAAUCAUUGUUCAAAUAAUUUUAAGAUUACAUUAAUUUUCUAUAAAUUGCAAUAUUUAUAAAUGUUUGAAAUUAUACACAUUGAUAUUUAAUGAUAAAUUUACUUAAAAUAAAUCAACCUUCAUUCUUACUUGCAUUUCUCAUUUACAGACUAGAACUUAGAUCAAAGUUAAAUUGAGAAAGAAAUUGCAGGACAUGUGAAGCUCAGCUGUUAGCACUUGAUCAGGCACACUCUGAAGAAUUAACCGACAGCCGAAGAAGUAGUUUCUGGAAUGAUGAGCACCUUACUCGUUCUGUUAGAAAAGACUACAGUGUCCCAUCUCAGCAUCCAGAAAAUACCCUGCUGAGGUCAGCAGCCUUUAUCAAUAGGGUCUUGUGGCCAUGGCUAACCAUGACCUACUGGUUCCACUCUCUGCUUCAGUUUCUCUCUACCUGGGUGAUUUGGUGGAGUGAAGUACACCACUGUUCUCUGAACACAAUAGUCAACACCUCAACCUUUUUUUUCUCCAGGUAAUCAAUAACAUAAGUAAUGCAUUUUUGCUUCUGUAAUAAUAUCUUAGAAUUUUUUAGUGUGUUUCUUUUGAAAUGCCUAAAGGUCAGCUCUUUGGCUUAUGGGUAUUUUGUAUCAUGUGGGAAUGAAGAAUGAUAGCUAUUUAGGAGGGACCACCAAUCAAAAUAUGUCAUAGCACAGAAACUGUAACAGUAUGGGCAUUCUAGUCGGUAGUAUUUACCUCACAGUGUCUACCUAAUCGCAAAUAGAAGUUCAAAAAUUAUUAUUUUUAUAGCUUUAAUGAGUUAUAAUUGAUAUACAGAAAACUGUACAUAUUUAAUGUAUAUACUUUGAUGAGUUCAGACAUAUGCAUACACCCAUUAUCCCAUUACCACAAUCAAGGUUAUAAACAUAUCUGUCACCUCCAAAAUUUUUCUUAUGUCCCUUUGCUUGUUGUGUUUGUGUGUUAAGAAUGCUUAACAUGAGAUCUACCCUCUUACAUUUUAAAUUAUUUAUUUAUUUAUUUUUGGCUGCAUUGGGUCUUUGUUGCUGCGUGUGGGCUUUCUCUAGUUGUGGUGAGUGGGGGCUACUCUUCGUUGCAGUGCGCGGGCUUCUUAUUGCGGUGGCUUCUCUUGUUGUGGAGCACGGGCUCUAGGCGCGCAGGCUUCAGUAGUUGCGGCACACAGGCUCAGUAGUUGUGUCUCUUGGGCUCUAGAGCUCAGACUCAGUAGUUGUGGCGCACGGGCUUAGUUGCUCCGCAGCAUGUGGGAUCUUCCUGGGCCAGGGCUCGAAGCCAUGUCUCCUGCAUUGGCAGGCGGAUUCUUAACUACUGUGCCACCAGGGAAGCCCUACCCUCUUAAAUUUUUAAGUGCACAAUACCAUAUUGUUAACUGUAGGCACUAUGUUGUACAACAGAUAUCUAGAACUUAUUCAUCUUGUGUAAUUAACUUCAUAUCCACUGAACAACUCCCCAUUUCCCCCUCACCCCAGACCCUGCUAGGCACCAAUCUCUUUUCUGUUUCUAUGAGUUUGACUUUUUAAGAUUCCACACAUGAAGUAAGAUCAUGCAGUAUUUCUUUCUGUGUCUGGUUUAUUUCACUUAGCAUAAUAUCUUCCAGGUCCAUCGAUGUUGUCACAAAUAGUAGAAUUUCCUUCUUGUUUUAAGGCUGAUCAAGAUUCCACUGCAUGCAUAUACCACAUUUUCUUUAACCAUUCAUCUGUCAAUGGACAUUUGGGUCGUUUCUAUAUCUUGGCUAUUGUGAAUAAUGCUGCAGUGAACAUGGGAGUGUAGAUAUCUCUUCAAGAUCCUGAUUUCAGUGCUUUUGGAUAUAUACUCAAAAGUGGGAUUGCGGGAUUAUAUGGUAGUUCUAUUUUUAAUUUUUUUGAGGAAUCCUCAUACUGUUUUCCACAGUGGCUGUACCAUUUUACAUUCCCACCAACAAUGUUACAAGUGUUCCAAAAAUUAUUUUUUAACUAGAACUUUGUAAUAACUUGUUUUAGCUAAUAAUAUUUAAGUAAUGAAGUUUACUUGAUCCGUUCUAGCAACCUAACAAUUUGUAAGGUCACAUAACAGGCAAUUAUUGGAAAACUGAGUGGCUUUUUUAAAACCAACUUGGUUGCUACUUGGUCUAUACUUUAUAGGUAUAUAUCUUAGUUCUGGUCUUAUGAUAAAGUAUAAAUUGUGUUAAGUAUCAUAGACAAAAAACUCUCGCAAGUAUUUCCAAACAUUUCCCUGUCAUCAGAUUUAGUGAAAAUGACCUAUUAAAUUAAAUUUGGGGACUAUAAAGAUAAAUAUUCUGAGAAGCAGAAGAUAGUUUAAAAACAAGUUGCUCAACUAGACCAAUAUCUCUAUUUACCAGUUUUCAUCCUAUUUCAGGUAACUAGUUCUACCUGACAACAUAAUAGUUGAGGAUAACAAUAUUUUUCAGUUUUUCUGUGUAGUAUUAAAAUUAAGUAGCUUCUUUUAUUCCCCAUUAUUAAACCUGAUAUUAUUUAUCUCAUUGAUUGCUUAUUAUGAUAUGACUAGUUUACAAGUGGAUUUCAUAAAUAUCAGAUCACUUAAAUCAUCUCCAAAACAUUCAUCAAAAGGAGACUGGUUAAAUUAACUGUGCUACAGCCACACAAUAUAGAACAUGUAGCUUUAGAAAAGCAUGAGGAUGCUGUCUAGAAACAUGGAGACAUCCAAGAUAAGUGAAAAAGCAAGGUGCAGAGGAGUGCGUAAGUGUGCUACCUUUCCAUUUAAAAAAAAAAAGAAAAAGAAAAAUCUAGGAUGUUUGCCUGUGCCAGAAGGACACAUAAGGAAAUUGGGAAGCUGCUGCAUAGCACAGGUAGAUCAGCUCGGUGCUU